This is a messenger RNA of Gastrolobium bilobum, 2088 nucleotides long. Its product is annotated as zinc finger protein GAI-ASSOCIATED FACTOR 1-like. Gene Ontology annotation, cellular component: nucleus. The coding region runs from base 238 to 1797 and encodes 519 amino acids. The record is from RefSeq and is a predicted model, not a curated record. Lineage: Eukaryota; Viridiplantae; Streptophyta; Magnoliopsida; Fabales; Fabaceae. The transcript has 3 exons. Gene Ontology annotation, molecular function: DNA-binding transcription factor activity.
UCUCCACACCAUAAAAGGAGGAGAGUUUCCUGGUUUUUGUCUUCCUCUAGUUGCACAAAUCCCAUCUUUUCUGUUUCAAUUACCUCUCCUUUUUUUCCAUAGUUUUUCUGCAGCAAAUCUUGUGGUAGCUAGAGAGCAACUGCAACAACAAGAUUGAAACAAACACUAGUUUUGAAAUUAAGAGAAAAGGGAAUAUUUUCAAUAGAUUCUUCCCUUUUCUUUCUCUAAUUAACUUCAAUGUCAAACAUCACAAGUGGUGAUAGUAGGAGCUUCUCUUCAGAGAAUAUCAUAGAAGAUGCAGUUAAACAGCAAUCAGAGAUGCUUGGUCAGUUCCAUAGUCCACAUUCUCAUACUUCAACAGCAACAACAAAUAAUAAUAGCAAUGGUUCGAACACAAACUCACAACCACCUGCACCACUUAAGAAGAAAAGGAACCUACCAGGAAAUCCAGAUCCAAGUGCUGAAGUGAUAGCUCUAUCACCAAACACACUCAUGGCUACAAACAGGUUCAUAUGUGAAAUAUGUAACAAAGGGUUUCAGAGAGAUCAAAACCUUCAAUUGCACCGGCGAGGUCACAACUUGCCAUGGAAGCUUAAACAGAGAAGCAGCACAGAAGUUAGAAAGAGGGUUUAUGUUUGCCCAGAAGCCUCAUGUGUCCACCACAACCCAGCAAGAGCACUAGGUGAUCUUACUGGCAUUAAAAAGCACUUCUGCAGAAAGCACGGCGAGAAGAAGUGGAAAUGUGAUAAGUGCUCAAAGAAAUACGCUGUUCAAUCUGACUGGAAAGCCCAUUUCAAAAUCUGUGGUACAAAGGAAUACAAAUGUGACUGUGGAACCAUCUUUUCCAGAAGAGAUAGCUUCAUUACCCACAGAGCUUUUUGUGACGCUUUGGCUGAGGAGAAUAACAAAGCCAAUGAAGGACAAUUAUCAAAGAUGGGUUCAAAUAACUUGCAAUGCCAAACAAUCCCAAACCCACAAAUUGGAGGGAAUUCAGAAUUCAACCAUUCUGAUCACAAGCAUCCAUUAUCACUACCUCACGAGCUCAUGCCAAUGCCUUCAAAACCCUUCAACAACAACAACAACAACAUGGCUGGAACCGUAUUCACAAGAAGCCUUUCAUCAAGUUCAUCUCCCUCUCUUCAACUGAGUUCAAAUCCACUAAACAUCUUUGAGGAAAACGGGAUUCACUUAGCUGCAGGCUCACCACACAUGUCCGCCACAGCAUUGUUGCAAAAAGCUGCACAAAUGAGUGCAACCGUGAGCAAUAGCAGCAACAUGAUGGAGAAAAGUUUUGUCACAAACAUGGCACCGCCAUCAUUUGGUGUGGUGCAACAAACACCAAAUGGACAUUCUUCCUUCAUGAACCAGUACAUGCACAAUGGUCAACAGGAUAUUUCUCAUCAGUAUAAUUUCAAUGCAAAUGGGAUUAUUGGUGGUGGUGGUGGCAGCAUUGGAAUGAAUGGUGUGGAUAUGUUUCAUGCUAUAUUGGAUCAAAGUAAAGCUUUGUCGAAGAUCAUAGAGCAGAACAACCGAAGCAAUAGUGGAGGUCCAACAAAUGGUGGGUCAAGUAGUGCUAUUAAUAACAUUAUUGGUGGAAGUAAAGGAAAUGGGGAUGUAAUGACUCUGGACUUGUUGGGGAUAGGAGGAGGAGGAGGAGGUGGUGGUGGUAAUGGUGCACAUGGAAAUUUCUAUGGCGGUACCCAACAAGAAGAAACUGGUGCACGAGAUGAGGUUUGGAGAAAUUGGUCCACCAAAAAUGCAGGCUUUGAAUCAUUUUCUGCAACAAGCAGCAUUUGAAAAGACCACCCGGGAAAGGGAAGAAAAGAAAUAAUAUUCAAGUUUUUUUUAGUGGGAGGAAUUUUCAGUUGAAUUUGGUCAUUAUGUGUUUUUUUUUAUUUUAUUUAUUUAACCAAUCCCGCCCCCCUUCGGUCAUAUAUAGUAUAGAAAUCAUGGAAGAAACCGAAAGUGUCGUUCUAAAGAGGAAGACACAUUAGUCAUUGAUAUUGGUCCAUUUUUACCGUGACAGUGUAGUCUCCUUUGGUCUCAUAAAUUUGUAUUCAAAUGUUAGAAAAUGGCAAAUCGUUGAAA